Molecule: messenger RNA, 1635 nt
Organism: Penicillium verhagenii
Lineage: Eukaryota; Fungi; Ascomycota; Eurotiomycetes; Eurotiales; Aspergillaceae
Product: MDR family MFS transporter
Exons: 2
Coding region: 1-1635 (544 amino acids)
Biological process (GO): transmembrane transport; basic amino acid transport
Cellular component (GO): fungal-type vacuole membrane
Molecular function (GO): basic amino acid transmembrane transporter activity
Source: RefSeq, a predicted model, not a curated record
AUGUCUAUUGACGGGGAUGAGAGUGCGAGAGCUUCGGCUUCGGCGGCAACGGAGCACACCCCUCUGCUACGCGAUGCUGAUCCCGUCAAUUCCGCCCCGCCAAAUGAAGAGCAACCAACGACUGAAGAGGUCAGCACCAAGGAACUGAUCAUCAUCCUGGGAAGUAUCUGGGUCGGCGUGUUUCUAGCAGCACUUGACACAACAAUUGUUGCGACACUCUCCGCUCCCAUUUCCUCCUCCUUCAACUCGUUCUCUUUACUUUCAUGGUUGGCCACCUCAUACUUGAUUUCAAAUGCUGCUUGUCAACCACUCAGCGGUCGGCUGACUGAUAUUUAUUCGCGUCGGUGGGGACUGGUCUUCUCAAACAUCUUCUUCGCACUCGGGAACCUGAUCUGUGGGUUGGCAAAGACCGAGAACACAAUGAUUCUUGGUCGCGUUGUUGCGGGAAUUGGAGGAGGUGGCCUGACAGCUAUCUCGACCUUUGUGACCUCGGACUUGGUUCCCCUUCGCAAACGAGGCAUCUGGCAGGGUAUCGGCAACAUCUGCUAUGGGGCCGGAAGCGGUCUCGGUGGUGUCUUUGGUGGUUGGAUCAACGACACGCUAGGAUGGCGAUGGGCAUUCUUGCUCCAAAUCCCUUUCCUGGUGAUCUCAUGCAUCUUGGUCGCGUUCAAGGUCAACAUCCCAGUGAGGGAAUCGGACCAGUCCCGCAUCAGGCGUGUUGAUUUCCUGGGUGCCAUCACCCUCGUACUGACGCUGGUCACACUGCUGGUAGGCUUGAACACUGGCGGGAACCAGGUGCCAUGGACACACCCAAUUGUCCUCACAUCCCUGCCGCUUUCCGCGGUGUUCCUGGGCUUAUUCAUUUAUGUGGAAGCUCGGGUUGCGUCGGAGCCUGUCAUUCCCGUGAAGCUCCUUUUGAACCGCACGGUCGCAGCAGCUUGCUUGACAAAUUGGUUUACCACGAUGGCAAUCUUCGGUCUGCUGUUCUACCUUCCCUUGUAUUUCCAAGUCCAGGGACUGUCAGCCACUGCCGCUGGAGUCCGCUUGAUUCCUCAAGCGCUUGGCACGUCCAUGGGCUCCCUGGGUUGUGGAUUUAUAAUGCGAUCCAGUGGUCAGUAUAAAUUGUUGAACUGUGGGGCUAUGGCGUUGCAGGUGGCCGCGGGGGCACUGGUCUGUACUUUGAACUUUUCCACCCCGUCAUGGCUGCCAUUCCUCUACUUCUUCCUCCUUGGAGUUGCGUAUGGCAGCAUGCUCACCAUCACGCUUGUUGCUCUUAUCUCUGCUGUGGAUCACGAGCACCACGCCGUGGUUACAUCAGCAUCCUAUGCAUUCCGCAGCACCGGUAGCACGGUCGGAAUCACAAUUGCAUCGGCCGUGUUCCAGAACACAUUGAAGGUCGGGCUGUGGUCUCGCUUUGGUGACCGCAAGCAUGCAGCUGAGCUUAUCUCAAAGCUGCGAGAUAGCAUCGAUGAGAUUCGCAAACUUCCUCAGGACUGGAUUCCAGGCGUACUGGAUGCAUAUAUGAGCUCUCUGCGGGCAGUAUUCUUGACGUUGUUAGGAUUGGCGGUGUUGGGGGCCUUGUCUAGCAUUGCCAUGCGUGAGCAUAAGUUGCACAACAACCUGUCUCGGCGCUGA